AUGCUGACGUUAGUAGCCUCAUCCAUAUCGCUCCGCCGGCCCCUGAUGGGUGCGCUGCGCGCUUUCGCGUCAGGCGGCGGGUGCCGCCACGGCCUCAACCGCGCCGUACCUUUACCAUCUCCCACGCUGCGUUCGUCGCUCCUCCCCACUCUGCGUACACUCUCCCAUUCUCUCAUCGCCACUACAACUACCAGUCCCAUCCUUCCCGCACGCGCCGCUUUUACGCCAUCCUGGAGCCGCGGUCUCGUGUCGCCUGUGUCGCCUUCUCCCUUUUUCCAUGGCAGCCAAUCUCGAGGUCUCGCCGGAUCUUUCCCACGUGGCUUGAAGGCCCCGCAUGGAAGACGAAAGCUCGCGAGUUCGAAUCAUGCAGGCGGCUACCGAAAACGGCUAGAUAUGAGGGCAGCGGCUGCUAGCGAUUCGGCGGAAGCUACAGCGGAAGGUGCGGGAGAGGAAGGGAAGCAGGGAGUUGCGGGGAAGGUGCCUGAUAUUUGCCCGGGCUGCGGCGUUACCAUGCAAAGCGAGGAUCCGAAACUUCCGGGUUUUUUCGUCCUCCCUGCCGCGCUCGACCCUGCUAGAUCCGCCGAGGUUUCGGGUUUAGGGGACGACGAGGGGAUAGAUGAAGAGGAGUUGGAAGAAUUAGAGGGUUUAGAGGAAGAAGAGGAGGAAGCCGCGGGCAGAAAAAAAGUUACCAUGUGGACGGAGUUUGACCUGAAGAAUCGGGGCAGCCCGGGAAAACUAGUGGAGGCGAAGCUUCCUCCCGUUGGAGAUGAUGCUGAUGACGUGGGCACGGGUUUCGAGGAGUUCGACGUGGACUUUGAUCUCGAUGCUGACCUGGCCGCGGAAGCUUCCAGAAAAAGCGGCAGGAAGGGCGGCAGCGAUGGCCAUGAGUAUGGAGAGGAAGAGGAAGAGGAAGAGGAGUUUGAUGAGGAGGCGUGGGCAAAGGCUUGGGAGGAUCAGUUGGAAAGAAACGGAGCAGACGAGCUGAAGCGAGAUUCUAGAGGGGUGGCGAGGGGAAGGGGCGAUCGGAUGAGGGGGAUGGAGGUGGAGGGGGAAGCGGAGGAGGAGGAGGAGGAGAAGGAUGGUAAAUUGGUGGUUUGUGCCAGGUGUCACGCCCUGAGGAACUAUGGGCAGGUGAAAGACGAGAGCGUGGAGAAUCUCCUGCCCGACUUUGAUUUUGAGAGGGCCGUCGGGCAGCGUCUCCGGGCAGCUUACGGCCGCCGGGCAGUUGUGCUUGUGGUGGUGGAUGCAGCAGAUUUUGACGGGUCCUUCCCGCGCCGGGCAGCCGAACUUUUGGCUCGGGCAGAAGCUGAGGCCGCGGGCAAGUGGAAGGAAUCCCAGGCGGAUGGCAAAGCAGCAGGGCCUCCGGGCGGCAGCAACACGUUUCGUCUCAUCCUCGCGGCGAAUAAAGCCGACCUUCUGCCGCCCCAAAUCUCGCCGCUCCGACUGGAGCAGUGGAUUCGGCGCCGUGCGAAAGCGGGCGGCCUGCCUCGUCUUACAUCGCUGCAUCUACUAUCAGCUAAGACGGGGUUUGGAGUGGGGUAUUUGGCUUCCCAACUAGCCACAUUAGCAGGACCCAGGGGAGACGCAUGGGUUCCUGGGACGACUAUAGGGGUGGUGCCUAUAGAGGGGGUGUUGGGGGGAAGGACGAGAGUGAUGGACACGCCAGGGCUGCUGCACCCGCACCAGCUGUCGGUGCGGCUUACGAGGGAGGAGCUGAAGGUGGUUGUUCCGAAAAAGGCGCUAAAACCACGCACAUUUCGCAUCAAGCCAGGGCAGUGCGUGCUGCUGGGGGGACUCGCCCGAGUGGAUGUGGAGGAGGCAGCAGCGGAGUCCAUUUAUCUGACGGCGUGGCUCUCGCCAAUGAUAGCGUGCCACAUGGGCAAGAUCGCCAGCGCGCCAGCUGUGCUGGAGAAGCACGUCGGGGUCAAGCUGCAGCCGCCAGCAGAGGCAUCUCGCAUGGCGGACCUCGGAAUGUGGUUACCACGUUCUGUUACAGUGGAGGGCACGCGGUGGGAUCAGAGCAGCACAGACGUAGCCAUAGCCGGGCUUGGUUGGGUGGCGGUUGGAAUAAAGGGUUCCGCGAAACUCAAAGUGUGGACCUUUGAAGGGGUGGGUGUGACUGUAAGGGAAGCCAUGGUGUUUGAUUAUGCGCCUGUGUUUGAACGCCCAGGGUUUUCGACUGGUGGGUUGCCGGUGACUAAAGAAGAUGGAGGGAAAGGGGGCAGUGGCGGUGGUGGUGCGGUGGGGAGCGGUUCGAAUGGGAAGAAGGCGAAGAAGAAAACUAGAGGCGGCAGCAAUAGGUCGAGGCCUGACGAGAUAGACGCAGUGGUGCUGUAG
Messenger RNA from Closterium sp. Yama58-4, 2337 nucleotides. NCBI's taxonomy places the organism in Eukaryota, Viridiplantae, Streptophyta, Zygnematophyceae, Desmidiales, Closteriaceae. The record is from the annotation of a GenBank genome assembly.